GUUUUGGACUUUGUAGCAAAAUAGAAGAAAAAGGGGGUUUUAUGUAAAACCGGUUACUGUCUUAGGAGGGCUUUUUAUUUAUUACGCGGUGCUUGUCGUUAUUUACACUCCAAUAAUGUUUACGAGAGGAUGUUUCUACAAAUCCAAACAGGCUUACCAGACUCUAAGAAUGGGGAAUUUCACGUCGGCAGCGCCUGGGUUGUCAAGCUCAGCGUGUACUCAGCUUGUCCAGGAGGUUGUGUCCAGUAACUGUGUUGUGAUAUUCUCCAAAACCACGUGCCCAUACUGCAAGAUGGCGAAGAAUGUUUUUAAAGAGAUCGGAGCUGCAUAUAAAGUUGUUGAACUGGAUCAGCACAAUGAUGGUGGACGUCUCCAGGAGACCUUAGCGCAAAUGACAGGUGCCAGAACAGUGCCAAGAGUCUUUAUUAACGGGCAGUGCAUUGGAGGAGGCACAGAUACAAAGCAGCUCCACCAGCAAGGGAAACUUCUGCCUCUUAUUGAACAGUGUAGGCCGUGCUGUUUGAGUACCAGCCCUGAGGGCUCAGGCAAUGCUCAGUAUCAACAUAAUCAGUCAUAAUGUUUUGUAUUAUGUGUUCAUACUCGUUGGUCACCCGUGAACAGCCCAAACAGAGGUUAAGUAGAUGUGUUUUAAUACGUAUGCUGCUGUCGGGGGGAAAAAUACUUUCCUGAAUGAUUGACAUUAUGAGCAUUGUUAGUUUGGGGUUGUUAUGCACGGUAUGCUUUCUUGUAAAAUAUAAUAUCAAAUGGUAUUACACCAAGCAUUUUAGAUGACUUUAUUUGAUCUGAGUUACAAAACCUCAGUAUUCCUUUAUGU
Molecule: messenger RNA, 835 nt
Organism: Sinocyclocheilus anshuiensis
Lineage: Eukaryota; Metazoa; Chordata; Actinopteri; Cypriniformes; Cyprinidae
Gene: glrx2
Product: glutaredoxin 2
Exons: 4
Coding region: 116-577 (153 amino acids)
Cellular component (GO): mitochondrion
Molecular function (GO): protein-disulfide reductase activity
Source: RefSeq, a predicted model, not a curated record